GAAGGAUGUCAGUUUAUUGCCGAGAAUAGAGAAGCCAAAUCCACACGGGUAUAGUCGAAUGCAAUUGUUUGUCCGUUUCCAAGUGGAAGAGUUUGCAUGGAAGAAGUGGGGAGGGCCAGACAAAUUGGAUGAGGAGUGGGAAAGAAGAGAACAGCAAAGAAUAAAGAGACGCGACAAGAAGUACCAAGACUCCUUGCGCGAAAUGAGGAAACGAACCAGGGCCGAAGAAUACACUAGAAAGUUGAGGAACGGCCAAGGCUUGGGCGAAAGACAUGUCCAUGAUUGGUCAGCUCCAGUUAGCAUUGGAGACAACACGGUGAAGCGAAGAUGCGUUGAUUGUGGUAUAGAGACCGAAGAAGUCAUUAUAUGAUAUACACUUUGGUAGAACUAGAUAGAAAGCCGUAGGAUCGAUACCAGGUCGUGUACCCUGUUCACUAUUAAAUUUCAUUGUUCGUCGAAAUUUCCCAUGGAAGCUUAUGGAAAAUUCGAGGGGCCAAAAAAAAAGUUUGCAACAAAUUUUGUUACGGACGUUAGUGAAAAAAAAAUUAAGUAUAUAAAACACCCACGUCUCCCGGUUUUAUCUUUUUCUAAUUGCUCUCGUUUUUUUACUGAUUAACUUUCAAUUAUACAUCAAAAAUGUCUGACGCUAAGGUUGAAACUCAUGAAUUCACUGCUGAGAUCUCUCAGUUGAUGUCUUUAAUCAUUAACACCGUUUAUUCUAACAAGGAAAUCUUCUUGAGAGAAUUGAUCUCCAACGCUUCUGAUGCUUUGGACAAGAUCAGAUACGAAGCUUUAUCCGAUCCAUCCAAGUUGGAAUCUGAACCAGAAUUAUUUAUUAGAAUCACCCCAAAGCCAGAACAAAAGGUUUUGGAAAUUAGAGAUUCUGGUAUCGGUAUGACCAAGGCUGACUUGGUCAACAACUUGGGUACUAUUGCCAAGUCUGGUACCAAGUCCUUUAUGGAAGCUUUGUCCGCCGGUGCCGAUGUCUCCAUGAUCGGUCAAUUCGGUGUUGGUUUCUACUCCCUUUUCUUGGUUGCCGAUCACGUUCAAGUCAUCUCCAAGCACAACGACGAUGAACAAUAUGUUUGGGAAUCUAACGCUGGUGGUAAGUUCACCGUCACCUUGGAUGAAACCAACGAAAAGUUGGGCCGUGGUACCGUUUUAAGAUUGUUCUUGAAGGAAGAUCAAUUAGAGUACUUGGAAGAAAAGAGAAUUAAGGAAGUUGUCAAGAAGCACUCCGAAUUCGUUGCCUACCCAAUUCAAUUAGUUGUCACCAAGGAAGUUGAAAAGGAAGUCCCAGUUGAAGAAGAAGAAGAAGAAAAGACUGAAGAAGGUGAAGACAAGAAGCCAAAGUUGGAAGAAGUUGACGACGAAGAAGAAGGUGAAAAGAAGGAAAAGACCAAGAAGGUCAAGGAACAAGUUACCGAAACUGAAGAAUUGAACAAGACCAAGCCUUUGUGGACCAGAAACCCAACUGAUAUUACCCAAGAAGAAUACAAUGCUUUCUACAAGUCUAUUUCUAACGACUGGGAAGACCCAUUGGCUGUCAAGCACUUUUCUGUUGAAGGUCAAUUAGAAUUCAGAGCUAUUUUGUUUGUUCCAAAGAGAGCUCCAUUUGAUGCUUUUGAAUCCAAGAAGAAGAAGAACAACAUUAAGUUGUAUGUUCGUCGUGUUUUCAUUACCGAUGAUGCCGAAGAAUUGAUUCCUGAAUGGUUGGGUUUCGUUAAGGGUGUUGUUGAUUCUGAAGAUUUGCCAUUGAACUUGUCCAGAGAAAUGUUGCAACAAAAUAAGAUCUUGAAGGUUAUUAGAAAGAACAUUGUCAAGAAGUUGAUUGAAACCUUCAACGAAAUUGCUGAAGACCAAGAACAAUUUGACAAGUUUUACACUGCUUUCUCCAAGAACAUCAAGUUGGGUAUUCACGAAGAUCAACAAAACAGAAAUGCCUUGGCUAAAUUGUUGAGAUACAACUCUACCAAGUCUAGUGAAGAAUUGACUUCUUUAUCUGACUAUGUCACUAGAAUGCAACCUCACCAAAAGAACAUUUACUAUAUUACUGGUGAAUCCAUCAAGGCUGUUGAAAAGUCUCCAUUCUUGGAUGCUUUGAAGGCUAAGAACUUUGAAGUUUUGUUCAUGGUUGACCCAAUUGAUGAAUAUGCCAUGACUCAAUUGAAGGAAUUUGAAGACAAGAAGUUGGUUGAUAUCACCAAGGAUUUCGAGUUGGAAGAAACCGACGAAGAAAAGGCUGAACGUGAAAAGGAAGUUGCUGAAUUUGAACCAUUGACCAAGGCCUUGAAGGAAAUCUUGGGUGAACAAGUUGAAAAGGUUGUUGUUUCCUACAAGUUGGUUGAUGCUCCAGCUGCCAUUAGAACUGGUCAAUUUGGUUGGUCUGCCAAUAUGGAAAGAAUCAUGAAGGCUCAAGCUUUAAGAGACACCACCAUGUCCUCUUACAUGUCUUCUAAGAAGACUUUUGAAAUUUCUCCAAAGUCUCCAAUUAUCAAGGAAUUGAAGAGAAAGGUUGAAGUUGAUGGUGCUGAAGACAAGACUGUCAAGGAUUUGACUACUUUGUUGUUUGACACUGCUUUGUUGACCUCUGGUUUCUCUUUGGAUGAACCAUCCAACUUUGCUCACAGAAUCAACCGUUUGAUUGCCUUGGGUUUAAACAUUGAUGAUGAUACUGAAGAAACUGCCAUUGAAGAAAUUGGUGGUACUACUACUGAAACCACUACUGAAGAACCAGCUGGUGAAUCUGUUAUGGAAGAAGUUGAUUAGAUGAAGUAAUGAUCUAGAAAAAGCUUAGUAUAUAUUUAUAAAAAGAGGUAGCUAGUCUUAAUGUAAUACUGUGUAUUUAGAGUUUGUUUUCUAUUUGGGGUGGUGUAAGAUGAUGAUGUCUUUAUCCUAUCUAGGUAAUAAUCUACCACGUGAUAUGUCAAAUCGUCAAACGGUCAAGUACAAUAACUGUCAUUGUUGGGGUGGGACAUCUGGGGCAGAUCUAUGGGAGAUUAUAUAUAGAGGAGCUUAAGAGUAAGUAGUAACAGUAUCGUCAUCGCUAUAUCACCUAGUAACAAACAUAAAACUUUAAUCACAUGCGUUUCAUGGGUCUGUUAAACUAGCAC
Molecule: messenger RNA, 3113 nt
Organism: Spathaspora passalidarum NRRL Y-27907
Lineage: Eukaryota; Fungi; Ascomycota; Pichiomycetes; Serinales; Debaryomycetaceae
Gene: HSP90
Product: Hsp90 family chaperone
Exons: 1
Coding region: 637-2769 (710 amino acids)
Biological process (GO): cellular response to heat; protein stabilization; protein folding
Cellular component (GO): plasma membrane; cytosol; perinuclear region of cytoplasm
Molecular function (GO): ATP-dependent protein folding chaperone; ATP hydrolysis activity; ATP binding
Source: RefSeq, a predicted model, not a curated record